Messenger RNA from Anopheles nili, 1450 nucleotides. It is a transcript of the gene Cndp2, whose product is annotated as cytosolic non-specific dipeptidase. NCBI's taxonomy places the organism in Eukaryota, Metazoa, Arthropoda, Insecta, Diptera, Culicidae. Gene Ontology annotation, biological process: proteolysis. The transcript is spliced from 3 exons. Gene Ontology annotation, molecular function: metallodipeptidase activity. The record is from RefSeq and is a predicted model, not a curated record. Bases 16 to 1317 code for a protein of 433 amino acids.
ACGGAAAUCUUCCGCAUGGUGGACUGGGUUGCCGAGCGGUUGCGCACCCUCGGGGCAACGGUCGAGCUGGCGGAUGUUGGCAAACAAAAGCUGUCCGACGGUCGUGUACUUGAUCUUCCGAAGGUCAUCCUCGGGGUGCUAGGGACGGACCCAGCGAAGAAGACAGUAUGCUUGUACGGCCAUCUCGAUGUGCAACCGGCCAUAAAGGAGGACGGUUGGUCGACAGAACCGUUCGUGCUGACCGAGAAGGACGGGAAGCUGUUUGGACGCGGUUCCAGCGAUGACAAAGGGCCGGUUCUGGGAUGGCUCCAUGCGAUUGAAGGCUUCCAGGCCAUCGGUGAGCCGCUACCGGUGAAUCUGAAAUUCGUCUUCGAAGGCAUGGAAGAGUCCGGAAGCGAAGGACUGGACGAGCUGUUGUACGCUCGGCAGAAGGAUUUUCUCUCCGACGUGGAUUACGUGUGCAUUUCCGACAACUACUGGCUUGGUACGGAUAAACCCUGCAUUACGUAUGGCCUGCGUGGCAUUUGCUAUUUUGAAGUCGAGGUGGGCUGUGCCCAUAAGGACCUGCACAGUGGCGUAUUCGGCGGGACCGUGUACGAAGCGAUGAACGAUCUGGUAUACCUGCUCGGUACGCUGGCGGACAGCGAGGGACGUAUUCUGAUUCCAAAAAUCUACCAGGAGGUUGCACCAAUGCUUCCGAACGAGCAGGCCAUCUACGAUGCGAUCCAUUUCGACGUCGGAAGCUACCGGGCGGAACUGGGUGCACGCAAGCUGAUGCACAAGGAGGACAAAACGAAGAUCCUUAUGCACCGUUGGCGUCAGCCAAGCCUUUCGAUUCAUGGUGUAGAAGGCGCGUUCUACGAACCUGGUCAGAAGACGGUCAUCCCGAAAAAGGUCAUUGGCAAGUUUUCGAUCCGCAUUGUCCCGAACCAGACGCCUGAAUUGACUGAGCGUUACGUGGCUGAAUAUCUGAAGGCAAAGUGGGCCGAACGAGGCUCACCGAAUCAUUUCGAGGUACGCAUGGCCCACGGUGGCAAACCAUGGACGGAAGAUCCGAAUCAUCCACACUACCAGGCGGCCCGGACGGCAACCAAGCACGUGUACAACGUUGAUCCGGAUAUGACGCGUGAGGGAGGUUCCAUUCCGGUCACGUUGACCCUGCAGCAGACGACGGGCAAGAACGUGUUGCUGUUGCCGAUGGGUGCCUCAGACGAUGGUGCGCAUUCGCAGAACGAAAAGAUCGACGUACGCAAUUACAUCGAGGGGACCAAACUACUCGGUGCCUAUUUGUACGAGGUGUCCCAGAUUUCUGGCUAGUGAUCGACUCAACAGGGUGGAGCGGUUUCGUAAAAAUAUUCGACACAUCACAUUACUAAUACCCGGUGGUGCUGCAUUUUAUUAAUGUUUAUUUUUGAGCUUCCGGAACGCCAAUAAAUUAACCACCGGUCGA